AUGACUAAGCCAUCAAAUAAACUCGAGGGAUUUGAUUUCUAUCACAAAGGACUUGGCAGUUCCAAAUAUGUGGUUGCACCCAUGGUUGACCAGUCAGAAUAUGCUUGGCGAAUACUUUCUAGAAGGUAUGGUGCACAGUUGUGCUAUACACCCAUGUUUCAUGCAAAACUUUUUUCAGAGCAUCAUAAAUACCGCAAGCAAGUGUUUUCAACUGGUGAAUUCGAUCGGCCAUUAAUUGUUCAGUUUUGUGCCAAUGACCCUGAAACGCUGUUAUCUGCAGCCAAACUUGUUGAAGCUCAGUGCGAUGCAAUUGAUCUUAAUCUUGGGUGUCCACAAGGCAUAGCCAAAAAAGGUCACUACGGAUCGUUUCUUCAAGACGAAUGGGAUUUAAUUGCAUCUAUGGUUAAAGCUGUUCAUGAGCACAUUAGUGUACCAAUUACUUGCAAGAUUCGUAUAUUUCCAGAUGUGAAAAAAACGAUCGAGUAUGCACUGAUGUUGCAAAAUGCUGGAUGUCAGCUUUUGACAGUACAUGGAAGGCUUAGAGAGCAAAAAGGACAAUUGACUGGCUUGGCGGAUUGGGACCAGAUUAGACAAGUCAAAGAGGCCUUGUCGAUUCCAGUGUUUGCAAAUGGAAACAUACUGUAUCAUGAUGAUGUUGAACGAUGCAUAAAAGAAACCGGUGUUGAUGGUGUUAUGACCGCAGAGGGAAACUUGUACAAUCCGGCAAUUUUUUCAGGAAAACAUCUUGACGCAUGUGAUGUUGCACAAGAGGUAUUUGAAUGCAUUAUGCAGAUUCAGCCCAUGUAUUUAAACAUAUGCAAAGAAUAUCCAGGAAGUUCUGAUGUUGGAAGUGCCAAGCCACAUCUAUUCAAGAUGCUGCAUAUGUGGUAA
Molecule: messenger RNA, 891 nt
Organism: Batrachochytrium dendrobatidis JAM81
Lineage: Eukaryota; Fungi; Chytridiomycota; Chytridiomycetes; Rhizophydiales
Product: tRNA dihydrouridine synthase
Exons: 8
Coding region: 1-891 (296 amino acids)
Biological process (GO): tRNA processing
Molecular function (GO): tRNA dihydrouridine synthase activity; flavin adenine dinucleotide binding
Source: RefSeq, a predicted model, not a curated record